CAAUAUCUUUUUUCUUUAAAGAAUAGUUAGAUAUGGGGCAAAGUUUUAAGAUAGUUACCCUUUGCAUGUUGUGCCUUGUUUUGCUAGUCUUAGUAAUUGUUUUGGCACUUAUGUGGUCUAUGCUGGACUUACCUUCAACUGUGUUAACUAAUAAAAUUUGUUUACCUGCUGAAAAGAGGCAUUUAGUUUGCGAUGAUACACCACAGAGACUUCAUGGCUUCUUAAACAGGAUAAUUUCAGACAGUUAUGACCAAGUGAGAAAAAAGGAAGAAGAGCAGCAACAAAGAUUCAUGAAAGAAAACCAACGACAUCUUAUGGCCAUUGAUGAUAUGUUCUUUUGGGAAAUGAAGCCGUCUGCUAAGGUUACUGCAAAAGAACAGCCAGUAGAUACUAAAGGUAUGUAUUUAGAAUAUAGUAACACCAAUAUGAUGUGUUUCGACAUCUGA
This is a messenger RNA of Ruditapes philippinarum (Manila clam), 446 nucleotides long. RefSeq lists its product as uncharacterized. The record is from RefSeq and is a predicted model, not a curated record. The transcript is spliced from 2 exons. Lineage: Eukaryota; Metazoa; Mollusca; Bivalvia; Venerida; Veneridae. The coding region runs from base 33 to 446 and encodes 137 amino acids.